UGUAGCCCCCUGGACGUUUUUAAGUGACUUGUUGUUGUGGUGGUAUUCUCCGUCUUUCUGUUCGCCAUGUGUGAAAAGAUCAACAAGGUGAACAGCUGGCUCAGCUCAGUGUUUGGAGAUCAGCCAGUGCCUCACUUUGAGGUAAACACCAGAACAGUGGACAUACUGUACCAGCUGGCACAGUCCAGUGAAGCCCGGUGCAGUGACACAGCUCUCCUCAUUGAAGACCUCAAACAGAAAACAGCUGAGUAUCAGGCUGACGAUGCUCAUGUCCGGGAUGUUCUUCUACAAGGCGUUGGUCUGUCCUGUGGAAGCUUGUCAAAGUCCACGUCUGACUACGUGUCUGCUUUAGUGGAUACUGCCAUGGUGCUUGGAGUCAGAGACACAUCACUGGGCAGCUUUAUGCCAGCAGUGAACAACCACACCAACGAACUUCUGGAAGCCGAGAAGUCAAACAGAAGACUUGAGCGAGAACUCAACGCCCUCAGGAAGAGACUUGGUGCUACUCUGGUGCUGCGGAGCAACUUACAAGAAGAUAUCAACAAAACGGUCAAAUCUCAGGCAGUGGAGAGCGCCAAAGCAGAGGAGAGACUCCUCAACAUGGACUUUGUCGCAGCAAAGGCUAAAGAGCUUAGCCACAGACGGGAGAGGGCAGAGGCUCAACUUCAAUCCAGGAACAUGGACAAGUCCCUCACACACCAGGCUAUUGUGCAGCUCUCAGAGGAAGUCACUGCGCUGAAACAGGAAGUAAUCCCUUUGCAAAAGAAACUGGAGCCUUAUAUGGACUUAAGCCCGAGCCCCUCUCUUGCUCAAGUGAAAAUAGAGGAAGCAAAAAGAGAAUUGGCUGCAAUUGACUCAGAACUUGAGAUGAAUGUGAAUUUCAAGUGAAGCUGUUGGUCCUGUUGAAAUCUUUCCUGAUUUUUUUUUUUUUUUCUGUAUAUUUUUUUUCUUAAUCUGAAAAAAUAAUAAAAACGUUCUAAUUC
Messenger RNA from Labrus mixtus (cuckoo wrasse), 983 nucleotides. It is a transcript of the gene haus1, whose product is annotated as HAUS augmin-like complex, subunit 1. The transcript has 9 exons. The coding region runs from base 67 to 888 and encodes 273 amino acids. Lineage: Eukaryota; Metazoa; Chordata; Actinopteri; Labriformes; Labridae. Gene Ontology annotation, biological process: spindle assembly; centrosome cycle. The record is from RefSeq and is a predicted model, not a curated record. Gene Ontology annotation, cellular component: HAUS complex; cytosol.